Messenger RNA from Papaver somniferum (opium poppy), 552 nucleotides. RefSeq names its product acyl-CoA-binding protein-like. Gene Ontology annotation, biological process: fatty acid metabolic process. Bases 147 to 416 code for a protein of 89 amino acids. The record is from RefSeq and is a predicted model, not a curated record. The transcript has 4 exons. Gene Ontology annotation, molecular function: fatty-acyl-CoA binding. Lineage: Eukaryota; Viridiplantae; Streptophyta; Magnoliopsida; Ranunculales; Papaveraceae.
CUAUAUAGCGGGGAUCAUCAAAGAUAGUGGCAAAAUACGUAAAAACACUUUGAUAGCAAGGGUAAUUAAUUAACAUUGUUAAUAUAAAUAUCGAGGGGAUGUUAGUGUUUUACGCAGGUGAGAGAAAAACAAGGAGAAGUUGAUCAAUGGCUUUGAAGGAAGAGUUUGAAGAGUAUGCUGCGAAGGCAAAGACUCUACCUGACUGCUCAAAUGAAAAUCUGCUUAUUAUUUACAGUCUUUACAAGCAAGCAACCAUUGGAGAUGUCAACACUGCUCGCCCUGGAAUGUUCAGUCCUAAGGAAAGAGCCAAAUGGGAUGCAUGGAAAUCAGUUGAAGGAAAAUCAACUGAAGAAGCAAUGAAUGAUUACAUCACUAAAGUGAAGCAGUUGUUGGAAGAAGCUGGUGUUUCUGCUUAAUUUACUCCUAAAUCUUAUUAUCUGCAACUGAAAAAUGAGAAACAUUUCGCUUUAUUGUAUGUGGUUAACUAAAAAGUACUUGUGAGUACAUCUGCAUCUUAUUGAAUGCAUAAGAUAUUUAAAAUGCCAUUUCUAA